This is a messenger RNA of Paramecium tetraurelia, 918 nucleotides long. RefSeq lists its product as uncharacterized. Lineage: Eukaryota; Ciliophora; Oligohymenophorea; Peniculida; Parameciidae. Gene Ontology annotation, biological process: protein ubiquitination. The transcript has 2 exons. Gene Ontology annotation, molecular function: ubiquitin protein ligase activity. The record is from RefSeq and is a predicted model, not a curated record.
AUGUCAACAAAUUCAACUAAUCAUGAGAAUCAUCAUCAAGAAUUGGUGUCAGAUCAAUAAUAGGACAAUUUACAUUAAGCCAGAUAAAUAUAAUUUUAAAAGGCAUUAGAAUAAAGUUUAAGAAGCUAUGUCCAAUAUUCUUAAUAGCAAAAUCAGCUUCGAUUCGUUUAUCACCUAAUAUUUGUGCUAGCUAUAUAUUAAAUGGCAGAACUCAUUCUAUGCGUAAUCUCUCUUGGUUUCACCUAGAGAAAUCACCCCUUAUUCUAUAUUAGCAUCAUCUCAAUAUCAAUUAAUGUAAUUUCCCUAAUACCUUCUCUAUAUUAUUUAAAACUUUUUCAUCAAAAUGAAAUCGAAUAUUUAGAAGGAUUGCUAUGGUUUUAAUAUGAUAUAGAGUAAAGGCCUGAUUAUGAAAUUAAAUAGAUAUUGCAAAAAUCUCAUUGUUUUUGCUGUUACCUAACGAUUCUAACUAUAUUCUUAUAACUUUGUUUAUUAGUAAUGAUUAUUUUGGGAUAAUAAAAAUUCCAAAGUUCAAUUUCAGAAUAACCUUUAAUAAUUGGGUUGUCUUUUCAAUUUAUGACCACAGCAAGAAUCUUAGUUAUAUUUAUAGGGACAAUAUUGACCAUAGUUACUUUUAUUUCAAAAAGAUUAUAUAAUCAGAUCUACUUGUAAAUAGCUAAUCUUCAAGAAUUAGAAUAUGAAUAAUUUUCACCUUUAAACAAAUAUGAAGUCUAAUUGGUGGAUGAGGAUUCACUCUCUCAAUUAUCUUAAAUUUAAUGUACCAUUUGUCUACAUAAUUUUGAAAUCCACGAAGAGUACUAUACGCUAAAAUGUCAUUCCCUUCACAUUUUCCAUAAGCCAUGUUUAACUGAAUGGGUAGUAGUCAAUUAAACAUGUCCAACUUGUAGGUCUGCUGUUUGA